This is a messenger RNA of Myripristis murdjan (pinecone soldierfish), 2625 nucleotides long. RefSeq names its product NACHT, LRR and PYD domains-containing protein 5-like. The transcript has 7 exons. The annotation marks the transcript as partial. The record is from RefSeq and is a predicted model, not a curated record. Gene Ontology annotation, molecular function: protein binding. NCBI's taxonomy places the organism in Eukaryota, Metazoa, Chordata, Actinopteri, Holocentriformes, Holocentridae.
GAGCCUCCAGCCUCCAGCUGUCUGUCUAUGAAGAGUGACUGGUCUAAAGACAAACCUCCAGAGUUCAGUGCUGAACCUGGACCUUCAGCCACAAAGUAAGAGCUCUGUUAUACUGUCAGACUGAUGGAAUAUGAUGACAGGCAGAGAGCAGAGCCUCCAGCCUCCAGCUGUCUGUCUAUGAGGAGUGACUGGUCUAAAGACAAACCUCCAGAGUUCAGUGCUGAACCUGGACAUUCAGCCAGAAGAGACAGGAAGAGGAGCAGUGAGGCUGUGAAGGAGCAGCUGUCCUGCUGUGCUUUGUGUCAGGAGGUCCUGAGGGAUCCAGUCUCCACCAGCUGUGGACACUGGUUCUGCAGACAGUGCAUCACCUCAGACUGGGACCAGUCUGGUUCCUCAGGAGACUCUGCCUGUCCCCAGUGUGGAGAAAGAUCCAGAACAAGACCUGGACUGCAGACACCCAGUCAAACCAGCCCAGUGGACGGCGGUCUGCAGGAGGUUUUAGACGAGCAUAAGAUCAGUCUGAGGAGGAGAUGUGAAUUUGUGACAGAAGGAACUGCUGCAGCAGGAACUGGAACCCCCCUCAACAGGAUCUACACUGAGCUCUACAUCACACAGGGACGGAGGGAAGAGGUUAAUACCCAACAUGAGGUGUGGCAGCUGGAGACAACAUCCAAGAUGGAGACCCUCAGUGACACUCCAAUCAAGUGCCAGGACAUCUUUAAACCCUUACCUGGCCAACACACACACAUCAGAGUAGUUGUGACGCAGGGCGUUGCUGGCAUUGGAAAAACCUUCUCAGUGCAGAAGUUCACUCUGGACUGGGCAGAGGGCUUGGAAAACCAACAUGUCAGUCUUGUGGUUCUGCUUUCGUUCCGGGAGCUGAACUUGAUCAAAGAUGAGCGCUACAGUCUUCUCCAGCUGCUCCGUGUUUUCCAUCCAACAUUACAGACGGUCACAGCAGAGAAGCUCGCCAUCUGUAAAGUCGUGUUCAUCUUUGACGGCCUGGAUGAAAGCAGGUUUUUAUUGGAUUUACAGAACAAUGAGGUUGUGUCUGAUGUCACACAGACAUCAUCAGUAGACGUGCUGUUGACAAACCUCAUCAAGGGGAAUCUGCUUCCCUCGGCUCUCCUCUGGAUAACUUCCAGACCUGCGGCGGCCAAUCAGAUCCCUCCUACAUGUGUGGACAGGGUAACAGAAGUCCGAGGGUUCACUGACCUCCAGAAGGAGGAGUACUUCAGGAGGAGGUCCAGUGAUGAGGAACUGUCCAGCAGAAUCAUCUCACACAUCAAGGCGUCCAGGAGCCUCCACAUCAUGUGCCACAUCCCAGUCUUCUGCUGGAUCACUGCUACAGUUCUGGAGCACAUGUUGACUACAGACCAGAGAGGAGAGCUGCCCAAGAGCCUGACUGACAUGUACUCACACUUCCUGCUGGUUCAGACACAGAGGAAGAAGCACAAGUACCAUGAGAGACAUGACAGGAGUCAGCAGGAGCUGAUGGAGACUGACAGGGAAGUUCUUCUGAAGCUGGGCAGGCUGGCGUUUGAACAUCUGGAGAAAGGCAACCUGAUGUUCUACCAAGAAGACCUGGAGGAGUGUGGUCUUGAUGUCACAGAGGCCUCGGUGUACUCAGGAUUGUGCACAGAGAUCUUCAAAACCGAGUGUGUGCUCUUCCAGAGAAAAGUCUACUGCUUUGUUCAUCUGAGCAUUCAGGAGUUUCUCGCUGCAGUCUACAUCUUCCACUGCUACACCAACAGAGACAUGGAGACUCUGGAGAUAUUCCUAGGAAAAGACUGGGGUAGAUAUGGAUGCAGUGAUCAAUCCCUGGAUGCCUUGCUGAAGGCAACAAUGUUCAGAGCCUUGGACAGUAAAAAUGGCCACCUGGACCUCUUUGUCCGUUUCCUUCAUGGCCUCUCACUGGAGUCCAACCAGAGGCUCUUAGGAGGCCUGCUGGGUCAGACCGAGUGCAGACCAGAAGACAUCGAGAGAGCCAUCAACAACCUGAAGAAGAUGGACACUUUAAAUGUCUCUCCUGACAGAAGCAUCAACAUCUUCCACUGUUUGAUGGAGAUGAACGACCUCUCAGUACAUCAGGACAUCCAAGAGUUCCUGAAGUCAGAGAACAGAUCAGGGAAGGAACUCUCUGAGAUCCACUGCUCAGCUCUGGCCUACAUGCUGCAGAUGUCAGAGGAGGUUCUGGAUGUGUUGGACCUGAAGGCGUACAACACAUCAGAGGAGGGACGACAGAGACUGAUCCCAGCUGUGAGGAACUGCAGGAAGGCUCGACUGUCUGACUGUGGACUCUCAGAGACUUACUGUGAAAUCGUAGCCUCGGCUCUGAAGUCCAACCCCCAUCUGACAGAGCUGGACCUGAGUGAGAACCAGUUGCAGGAUUCAGGAGUGGAGCUGCUGUCUGCUGGACUGGAGAGUCCAAACUGCAGACUGGAGACUCUCAGACUAAGACACUGCAGGUUGUCAGAGAGCAGCUGGGCUUCUCUGGCCUUGGCUCUGGAGUCCAACCCCCAUCUGACAGAGCUGGACCUGAGUGAGAACCAGUUGAAGGAUUCAGCAGUGAAGCUGCUGUCUGAUCUGUGUGUGGUGUGCACUACGGAGCACACCACACGCUAA